GACACCUUGGCCAUGGCGUCACUCUCAGAGCCAGUGACCUUCAGAGAGUUCUGCCCUCUGUACUACCUUCUCAACGCCAUUCCGACGAAAAUCCAGAAGGGUUUCCGCUCCAUUGUGGUCUACCUUACGGCCCUGGACACCAAUGGGGACUACAUCGCCGUGGGCAGCAGCAUCGGCAUGCUCUACCUGUACUGCCGCCAUGCCAACCAGAUGAGGAAGUACAACUUCGAGGGGAAAACCGAGGCCAUCACAGUGGUGAAGCUGCUGAGCUGCUUUGAUGACCUGGUGGCUGCAGGCACAGCCUCGGGCAGGGUGGCAGUGUUUCAGCUUGUGUCCUCAUUGCCAGGAAGAAACAAGCAGCUUCGGAGAUUUGAUGUCACCGGAAUUCACAAAAAUAGCAUCACAGCUCUGGCUUGGAGCCCCAAUGGGAUGAAGUUGUUCUCCGGGGAUGACAGAGGGAAAAUCGUCUAUUCCUCUCUCGAUCUAGACCAGGGUCUCUGCCACUCCCAGCUGGUGUUGGAAGAGCCGGCUUCGAUUGUGCAGCUGGAUUAUAGCCAGAAAGUGCUGCUCAUCUCCACCGUGCAGAGAAGCUUGCUCUUCUACACAGAGGAGAAGGCUGUCCAGCAAAUUGGCACACAGCCGAGGAAGACGGCUGGGAAAUUUGGUGCUUGUUUUAUACCGGGACUCUGUAAACAAAGUGACCUGACCUUGUACGCAUCAAGGCCUGGGCUCCGGCUGUGGAAGGCCGACGUCCAGGGCACUGUCCAGGCCACAUUCAUCCUAAAAGAUGUCUUCGCUGGCGGAGUCAAACCCUUCGAGCUGUACCCACGCCUGGAGCCGGCCGAUGGGGGGAGCUGCGGCGCUCCCGAGAAGCACCUGGGGCUGGUCUCCUGCUUCUUUCAAGAAGGCUGGGUGCUGAGCUGGAAUGAGUACAGUGUCUAUCUUCUGGACACCGUCAACCAGGUCACAGUUGCGGGUUUGGAAGGAUCAGGUGAUAUUGUGUCUGUUUCAUGCACAGAAAAUGAGAUCUUCCUCUUAAAGGGAGAUAGAAACAUCAUCAGAAUUUCAAGCAGACCCGAAGGAUCAGCCUCAGUAGGCAGAGACCGUCUGGAAAGCACGGGGUGUACGGAGCGAGUCCACAUGCAGCGUGUGGAGAGGGCCCCGGGCUCGGAGACACGACUGCGGGGCUCCUCUGUGGCCAGCUCGGCGGCCAGCGAGCCCCGGAGCCGGAGCAGCUCCCUCAACUCCACGGACAGCAGCUCGGCACUGCUGCCGCCUGGCCCCCUCAGCGUCCCCGACCCCAGGCUGGGCAGCCCGUCCUCCGCACAGAGGUUCAGCCUGAUCAGCUCGGAGGACUUCGACCAAGAGCUUGUUGUGAAACCGAUCAAAGUGAAGAAAAAGAAGAAGAGGCGUAAACCAGAAAGCAGGAGCGGAAGUACCCUCCACAGCUCCCUGGAGUCGACCCCCUGCUGCGAGCUCCCGGGAGGCAGCCCCCAGUCCCUGACCGCAGACUUGCUGUCCAUGACCUCCAGUGUCCUGAGUGGCAGCGUGGACCAGCUGAGCACUGCAUCCCCCGACCUGGAGAGCAGCCUCUGCGGGGCGCUCAGUGGGGUUGUGCUGGAGACCAAUGGCUUGGAGACCUUCAGCGUGCUUCAGGCCCCCGUGCCUGCCCCUGACUUCCUGGUUGAAGACCAGGAGGACAGGACAGACCCGCUGCAGUGUGGUCCUGUGGGUGACGCGCCCGUGCUCCUGGAGAACAACAUGGACACAGAAUUCGGAGAGGAGUGGGCUCCUGCAGGUGAUGAGUCCAGCCGUGAGCAAUCACCCUUCCAAGAACGGGACAGCUUGGCUGAGUCGCACGAGGCAGAGGACACGGAGCUCCACAGCCCCCCAACGACAUACUCUGCAGCUCCCCUGCUGGACCCGCUCGCUGCUCCUUCCAGCCUCACGGUCUCCUCGGGUACAGAGCACGUGCCCAGGGCUGACAGGACAGGUGCCUCUGAGCCUAGAGAAGAGCAGAUCUUCAUGAUGGUGACCGGGGACCCUGACCUCGCUGGCCCGAGUCCCUGCUGCAAUCUUUCCAGAGGUGGUGGAGGUCAGACAGAAGUGGCCAGUUCCACAUGUGACUGGAGGGGCACACGAGGAGAGGUGAACCCUCUGGUCUCGGCCUCAGUGGUCAGCCCCUACGGACCUCUGCUCGCACAGCCCUCACGGGACCAGACAUCCAUGUCCAGUGAUGAGGAGGACAUUUACGCCCACGGGCUUCCCUCGCCAUCCUCAGAGGCCAGCGCGACGGAGCUCAGGGGCAGCCACUCGCUUCCAGACCUGGGCCAGCCAGGUGCAGAGCCCACGGUCCUGCUGAAGGCAGACCAGUUUGCCGAGAGCUGGAUGGGCUACUCGGGCCCCGGCUACGGCAUCCUCAGCCUGGCGGUCUCAGAGAAGUACCUCUGGUGCCUGGACUACCGCGGGGGCCUCUUCUGUAGCGCGCUGCCUGGAGCCGGACUGCGGUGGCAGAAGUUUGAAGAUGCCGUCCAGCAGGUGGCAGUGUCGCCCUCAGGCGCGCUCCUCUGGAAGAUUGAACAGAAAUCCAACCGCGCCUUUGCUUGUGGAAAAGUAACCAUCAAGGGCAAGAGACACUGGUACGAGGCUCUACCCCAGACGGUGUUUGUGGCCCUGAGCGAUGACACAGCCUGGAUUGUCAGGACAAAUGGAGAUCUGUACCUGCAGACAGGCCUCAGCGUGGAUCGUCCAUGUGCUCGGGCCGUGAAGGUGGACUGCCCAUACCCACUAUCUCAGAUCACAGCCCGCAACAGCGUGGUGUGGGCGCUGACAGAGCAGCGGGCCCUGCUCUACCGGGAGGGCGUGAGCAGCUUCUGCCCCGAGGGCGAGCAGUGGCAGUGUGACAUUAUCAGCGAGCGGCAAGCGCUGGAGCCUGUGUGCAUUGCCCUCGGGGAUGAGCAGACACUGUGGGCCCUGGAUACCCGUGGAAAUCUGUGGUUCCGAACUGGCGUGGUCUCCAAGAAGCCACAAGGAGAUGACGACCAUUGGUGGCAAGUGAGCAUCACGGACUAUGUGGUGUUUGACCAGGGCAGCCUAUUCCAGACGAUCAUCCACGCCACACACUCGGUGGCCACCGUCGCCCAAGCGCCUGUCGAGAAGGUGGCAGACAAGUUGCGCAUGGCCUUCUGGUCUCAGCAGCUCCAGUGCCAGCCCAGCCUCCUGGGCAUCAACACCAGCGGCGUGUGGCUGUCCUCAGGCAGGAAUGAGCUCCAUGUCGCCAAGGGCAGCCUCAUAGGCACUUACUGGAACAGCGUCGUUCCUCGGGGCACAGCUUCCGCAACCAAAUGGGCCUUCGUGCUGGCUUCCAGCGCCCCAUCCAACGAAGGAAGCUCCCUGUGGCUGUGUCAGAGCAGCAAGGACCUGUGCCGGGUCAGUGCCCAGAGCGCCCAGUCCCGCCCCUCCACCGUGCAGCUGCCCCCCGACGUGGAGAUGAGGUCCUACGCCGCCUGCCAGGACGCACUGUGGGCGCUGGACAGCCUCGGCCAGGUGUUCAUCAGGACCUUGUCCCGGAGCUGCCCCACGGGAAUGCACUGGACUCGCCUGGACCUCUCCCAGCUAGGAGCUGUAAAGCUGACGAGCUUGGCAUGUGGAAAUCAGCACGUCUGGGCCUGUGAUUCCAGGGGUGGCGUUUACUUUCGAGUUGGAACCCAGCCUCUCAACCCCAGUCUGAUGCUUCCUGCCUGGAUAGCAAUUGAGCCACCUGUCCAGCCUGCCGGGGUCACCUUGGUCAGCGUCCACUCCAGCCCCAAUGACCAGAUGCUCUGGGCCCUUGACAGCAGGUGGAACGUGCAUGUCCGCACUGGGAUCACUGAGGAGAUGCCGGUGGGCACCGCCUGGGAGCACGUGCCAGGACUGCAGGCCUGUCAGCUGGCGCUGAGCGCGAGGACCGUGUGGGCCCGCUGUCCCAACGGAGACCUCGCACGGCGGUAUGGGAUCACCGACAAGAACCCCGCAGGAGAUUACUGGAAGAAGGUCCCCGGGAGUGUGCUGUGUGUCACAGUGACCGCCGCGGACGAGCUUUGGGCAGUGGGGCCACCAGGCUACCUCCUCCAGCGACUGACAAAGACCUUCAGCCAUUCGCACAGCACCCGGAAGGGCGUCCUGGCCUCGGCCACACCCCACCCCGAAGACUUCGAGGAUGAGUGGGAAGUCAUCUGA
Elephantulus edwardii (Cape elephant shrew) is the source of this 4218-nucleotide messenger RNA. It is a transcript of the gene TECPR2, whose product is annotated as tectonin beta-propeller repeat containing 2. Bases 13 to 4218 code for a protein of 1401 amino acids. Gene Ontology annotation, molecular function: protein binding. The record is from RefSeq and is a predicted model, not a curated record. The transcript has 19 exons. Lineage: Eukaryota; Metazoa; Chordata; Mammalia; Macroscelidea; Macroscelididae.